Coniophora puteana RWD-64-598 SS2 is the source of this 851-nucleotide messenger RNA. RefSeq lists its product as uncharacterized. Lineage: Eukaryota; Fungi; Basidiomycota; Agaricomycetes; Boletales; Coniophoraceae. The record is from RefSeq and is a predicted model, not a curated record. The transcript is spliced from 14 exons. The annotation marks the transcript as partial.
CGUUGAAACGGACCUGUCGGCGAACACAUGGACGAGAGCUCGUUACAGUGGGUCGUAGCACAACGUGGAAAGCAAACCACUGCGUAUGCAAACAUAGCGGGAUUCGCCCUCCUGGUGUAUGAUUAUUACCUUACGAUUGACCAAGAAGUAGACCUCGUCUGGACGCGGAGAUGGGACCUCGUCCAAGUCGUUUUCAUGCUCGCUCGAUAUCUGCCGUUUCCAGCCAUUGCCUUGACUGUCGUCCGCGUCCUGGAGACGGUAAGGAAUGGGCCGUGCCCAAACUUGGAGGGAUCCAAUGUGUCCCAUCUGCUGAGUAUAUUACUCGCCGAAAUACUUUUGAUCUUGCGCACGCUGGCGUUUUGGGAGGGCAGCAAACGGAUGGCAUGGGCGUUGACUAUAUUCGCACUUUUUUGCCUCGGCGGGGCCGUAGGCUUCACGCAACUCGCGUUUAUCAAAGUGCCAGGCAUAGCGAAACUGCCGCUAUCUCAAUGCGAGUAUAGAUUCAACCCCGGCGGAGCCGUACAGUACGGUGUUCUUUUGUUCCACGAGAUAGUCAUAUUAUGCGUGAUAUUGUACAGAUGGUUUACGUAUCAUCAUCGCGCCCGGUCCAGAGUUGUCGUCAUCUCGUAUAUAGAUGCUGUGCUGUACAUCUGUGCUGUGAUAUGUCUAUCGGUCGCCUCCAUCGUAACUAUAACCACUCAACCACCAUAUCACACAGAUUACUUCGACAACCUCCAAGUCGUGGGCCACACGAUCUUCUGCACGCGCACCUUCUUCCAUCUGCGCAAGAGCGCCCAAUACAUAUCAAGACGUGUGACAACGGAGACGUCACUGGAGGAUCUGACUGUCGC